Molecule: messenger RNA, 833 nt
Organism: Gracilinanus agilis (Agile Gracile Mouse Opossum)
Lineage: Eukaryota; Metazoa; Chordata; Mammalia; Didelphimorphia; Didelphidae
Gene: TM2D3
Product: TM2 domain containing 3
Exons: 5
Coding region: 1-666 (221 amino acids)
Source: RefSeq, a predicted model, not a curated record
AUGGUGGCCGUGGCGGCUGUAGCACCAGCGGUCGGCUGGCUGAGCCGAGUUUUGCUCUUCUUUUCGCAGCUCUACAUCUUAACAGGCGGUGAAAGCACAGAAACUCCAGCUUAUGUGAUGAAGUGCCCAAGCAAUGGUUUGUGUAGCAAACUUCCUGCAGACUGCAUAGAAUGCAAGACAAAUUACUCCUGUGUGUAUGGAAAGCCUGUCACUUUUGACUGCACAGUUAAACCUCAUGUUACCUGUGUUGAUCAGAACUUUACAAAGCAACAUAAUUUUACAAUCAACAUGACAUGCAGCUUUUGCUGGCAACUUCCAGAAACAGAUUAUGAGUGUUCCAAUGCUACAAACUGUAUGACUGUCUCCUGUCCCCGACAGCGCUACAGUGCCAAUUGUACAGUUCAUGAUCAUGUUCAUUGCUUGGGUAAGCGUACCUUUCCCAAAAUGCUGUACUGUAACUGGACUGGAGGUUACAAAUGGUCUACUGCCCUGGCACUAAGCAUUACCCUUGGUGGAUUUGGAGCAGAUCGAUUCUACCUGGGUCAGUGGCGAGAAGGUCUAGGCAAGCUGUUCAGCUUUGGUGGCCUGGGAAUAUGGACUCUGAUAGAUGUUCUACUAAUUGGAGUUGGCUAUGUUGGACCAGCUGAUGGUUCCUUAUAUAUUUAAAUAUGGUUAAUGUGCUCCAGAAAGGGAGCAGCAUUAGAAAAGUCCUUAAGAAUGUAUAAAUCACUUUUAAUUAUGUCAAGUUGUUGUCAUUUGUAUGUUUUAAUGUACAGUAUCUGUACUUUGCCUGCCUUAAUUAAGGUUAAAUAAAUGAAUGUCAUUGAACCAUA